Aureobasidium subglaciale EXF-2481 is the source of this 1722-nucleotide messenger RNA. RefSeq lists its product as uncharacterized. Gene Ontology annotation, molecular function: ribonucleoside triphosphate phosphatase activity; nucleoside triphosphate diphosphatase activity. The transcript is spliced from 2 exons. The coding region runs from base 1 to 1722 and encodes 573 amino acids. Gene Ontology annotation, biological process: nucleoside triphosphate metabolic process. The record is from RefSeq and is a predicted model, not a curated record. NCBI's taxonomy places the organism in Eukaryota, Fungi, Ascomycota, Dothideomycetes, Dothideales, Saccotheciaceae.
AUGCCAGAGCCAGUCGAACGCCGCAAAUCACGGAUCAGGAAACUCACGGCUGCUCAUGUCGUUAUUGUCAUUGCUUUCAUUGGUCUCCUACUUGGUGCUUACAAGGCAUCUCGUAACUAUAGGCCUCAGGUUCGCCCUCUGGUGAACGCCCUCAGCAAUGGUAGCUCAAUCUUUGCUCCAACGACUAUCUUCAUCUCGCUUGACGGGUUUCGCGCCGAUUUCCUCUACCGCAAUAUAACACCAUCACUGAGUGCCUUCGUCCAAGCUGGCACCUCUCCAGAAUACAUGACCCCUUCGUUCCCCAGCGUGACUUUCGUUAAUCACAACUCGCUAGUCACGGGUCUAUAUCCCGAAUCGCAUGGUAUUGUGGGAAAUAGCUUCUGGGAUCCUGAAUUCAAGGAAGAUUUCUUCUAUACUGAUCCUGCCAGGAGCAUGCAGCCUAAGUGGUGGACUGCUGAGCCUAUAUGGGUCACCGCCGAGAAUCAGGAUGUCCGCACCGCUAUUCAUAUGUGGCCUGGGUCCGAAGCUCACAUCGGUACUGAGCCCACAUUUGUUGACAAAUACGAAGGCCACGAGUUGCUCAAAAAUAAGGUUGACCGUAUCCUCGGCCUGCUGGACCUUCCUGGACCUCUUGAUAAAGACGCAAGUCUUGAUAGGCCUCGACCACAAUUGAUUGCUGCUUAUGUGCCGGAUGUUGAUCGUGAUGGUCAUUUGUAUGGCCCGAACAGUACCGAAAUCAGAUCCACUAUAUCUAGUGUCGACGCCAUGUUGGGUCAGCUGUUCUCGGGACUCGAACAGCGAAACUUGACAGAUAUUGUGAACAUUGUCAUAGUUUCUGACCACGGUAUGGCUACAACGUCCACAUCUCGCCUGGUUCAACUCGACGAUAUUAUCGAUAUGUCCCUUAUAGAGCGUACAGAUGGUUGGCCGCUAUACGGACUUCGCCCUAAGAACGAGUCGGACAUUGAGCCUCUAUACAAUCACCUGAAGCAAGAAGCGACAAACAUGGAGGGAUUCGAUGUCUACCUGAAAGAUCGCGAUAUGCCUGAACGCUAUCAUUUCUCGCAUAACGACCGUAUUGCACCUCUUUGGGUCAUACCUUGGACCGGAUGGGCCAUCGUAGUCAAAGAGGAGUUCAAUGUUGAGGAAGCGAAGAAGACUGGUCAAGUGUAUCAUCCUAUAGGUGUACAUGGAUACGAUCAUGAACAUCCUCUGAUGCGAGCCAUAUUUGUGGCCAGAGGUCCUGCUUUCCCUCAUACACCGGGUAGUAAGCUAGAACCCUUCCAGAACAUCGAGGUCUACAAUCUCGUCUGCGACUCUAUCGGGGUUGUACCUAAUCCUAAUAACGGCACACUACGUCUACCGCUCAAGCCUAUUGGACUGCACGGCUCUAUGCCACCUAAAAAUCUUCCGGAAGAUAUGCCAGAGGACUCGUCCAACUCGAUCGCGAUGUCGACAGAAACUACGAUAGGGGCUCUGUCCUCAACCCAGGCUUCUCGACCAACGAUCGCUACCACGGAUGCUGCUGCUCCAACGCGACCAGUGAUCCACGACGACGUAAGCCAAGAAGAUGAAGAUAACAAUGGCAAAGACACAAACUUGUGGUGGGACUGGGUCAAGGGAAAGCUGGAUGGUGCUAAAGACUGGGCCACUGGAGUUUAUGAUAAAGUGUCCGACAAGAUCUCAGGUGCUGCAUCAAACUCAGGGGGCGGUGACAAAUGA